CGGGGGGCCGCCGCGUCCCCCCUCAGGCCGGCCGGGCCGCCGCCAUGUUGGCUUGAGGGGCGAUGCCAGGAGGCGGCGGAGGGAGGCCGAGGGGAGAGGAGCCGGGGGUCGGGGCGCAGGGGAGGUUAUGAGGGCGGCGAGGGCGUCAUCCUGAGGGGCGGCCUCGGCCCCUCCCCCGCGGCCCGGCCCCUCGCGCCGUCCCCUCCCGCUUCAUGAGGACGGGGAAGCGGCCGUGAAUCACCCCCGGGCCCGCCGGACCAGCGAGGACCGGCCCCCUCACACCUCCUGCUCCACCUGCCCCGGACGGUCCUCCCCGCUCCAGCCUCCCCGGAUCUCUCCAGAGGGGAACCGGACGCCGCCGAGAUGUCCAGCGCCGUCCCCGCCGACAUGAUAAAUUUGCGCCUCAUCUUGGUGAGUGGGAAGACGAAAGAGUUCCUGUUUUCUCCGAAUGACUCUGCGGCAGAUAUCGCCAAACACGUGUACGACAACUGGCCGAUGGACUGGGAAGAGGAACAAGUCAGCAGUCCAAACAUCCUGCGGCUUAUUUACCAAGGACGGUUUUUACACGGCAAUGUGACGCUAGGAGCAUUAAAACUCCCUUUUGGCAAGACAACAGUGAUGCAUCUGGUGGCUCGGGAGACGUUGCCAGAACCCAACUCUCAAGGUCAGAGGAAUCGCGAAAAGACUGGAGAGAGCAAUUGUUGUGUGAUCCUGUAAGCUGUGUCUGAUGUGUCGUCGAAGUGUGCUGUAAUAUAGUCUUUGUCUUUCCUGCUGCUGGAACAGAAGAGAGCCAGCACCGCUUUCGGCACCCUUAGGAGCAGAGCGCAGCCCGCCUGGAGAUCACGGACCUGAACUCUCUCAGGAACACUGUCGUCCUCCCACCGGGAAGAAGGGAGAGACCGGAACCUUUUCGAUUAUGAUUCCGUCCGUCCUACUUCCGGUGUCGAGGUUGAACAACCUCCUCCCACGUGGGUUUUCCAGCGCAUUCGAUCUCCGGGAAAGAGUUAGCGUUCUCUUCCGGGGCAGAAACCCUUCUGCUGCCCCAGAAAUCUUCACGACCAGAGUGAGCGAACCAAGCGUCCCGGACGCAAUUUGCACUAAAAAUGGCUGGCAUUUUUUUUUUUUUUUUAAAUCCCUCCCCUCCU
Molecule: messenger RNA, 1145 nt
Organism: Ornithorhynchus anatinus (platypus)
Lineage: Eukaryota; Metazoa; Chordata; Mammalia; Monotremata; Ornithorhynchidae
Gene: UBL3
Product: ubiquitin like 3
Exons: 5
Coding region: 364-717 (117 amino acids)
Molecular function (GO): protein binding
Source: RefSeq, a predicted model, not a curated record